AUGUGCAAACGCGAUCAUCCGGGGGUGGACCAGGAGGCGUCUAGGCAAGCGCUCAUCAAGGCCGAAACGAUAAUCAUGGAGGGUCUCCGCAUACCUCUGCAGCCUGUUCCCGUUAUCGACGACAACGGAUACAUAUGCGUCGACCCUCCUGUGGACAUCCGAAGAGAGCUGCUAGACCACAAGGAGAAGUUCGCUGUGAUUGAGCACGACAUACAGGUUCUGACGGCCAAGAUCGAGUAUCUGGCCAUCCGCAAAGGCGUGACGUCGGACGAGCUGGACGCAGGGGCGCGCCAACACCUGGGUGCCGUGGUCGACACGCUGGUGCCGACGGCGACUCCACGCAAGCACGCCAAAGCAGAACCUACCGCGGACGGAAGUGGCCAGAAGGAGGUCGCGCAGACUCCUCCGACGCGUGCACUGGCGGCAGUGCCAUCAAUCUCUCCCUGUCCUGCACCUCACACAUCUGCCGUGAAAGAUAGCCAAGUUACUGCCGGCGACGCGACACCUGCUGUGGUCAGGCAACAACAGCGCGACCAUCUUGCAGUGGCUUUGCGCAGCCGCGCUAAGACUCCCGUGCCCGCAGCUCCAGGUAACCCCGGAAGGGUCGCAAGCAGCGGCCGAACGGGAGUUAUGUGGAACGCAGCGAAGCAGAGGUACUACGUCCGGAUCAUAUCUGCUCGCCGUCAGCAGGUUCGUCUGGGGUCGUACGAGGACAAGGACGAGGCGUCAUACGCGUAUGCUGCGGGAGCCGUUGUACUUUGCCCGAACUCACGCAUCAGCUGCACGGUGGAGCUGUCCGACGGUGACAGGCAGGCUUUAGCCGGCUGCACCGAGGAGAUCCUAAGGCUACUCGUGAAGUACAGGCGCUGGAACAGAUGGAGGGAGUGGAGAGCCGCAAUGGCUGGCCUGGACGAUGCGCAGCCGGUCGAGACCCGUUCGCGGCGAAAGGGCAGAGUGUCCCGGGCCAUUAGUGACGUUGAGGAGGUGGAGGCGACCACGCAGACUACAGAGGACCAGCCUAUGGCUGAAGAGCCAGAGGACCCACCAGAGGACUACACGGAUGACGAUGAGUCCGUUGACGAUGAUGCUGUGUAUGAACCGGGAAACGAUGAUUUCGACGAAGAAGAUGACUGGGAGGAGGUCAACCGUGCAGAGGGUGUUGCCUGA
Molecule: messenger RNA, 1167 nt
Organism: Closterium sp. Naga37s-1
Lineage: Eukaryota; Viridiplantae; Streptophyta; Zygnematophyceae; Desmidiales; Closteriaceae
Source: the annotation of a GenBank genome assembly